ACUGGGAGGUUUCAACCAACCAGCAUGGCAGUGGAAGGACAAAUUCCUGAACUGGUAACAAGUAUUAACUUGAUAGCAGCUGUUGCUUCUCUCUUUCACUUUCUCAUUUUAAAACGAUAGCAGGCGUUGGUUCUCUCUCUCAUUUUCAUUUUAAAACUCAUAGCUAUUUCUACUAUGGUACGUAGCCGAUGUAGCAGUACUUUUUUUCGUGUGGUGUGCAAGAUUUUUCCCACAAUCUCAUUACUUGCCUCCCUGUUCUGAUUGGCACAUCCCACUCGUGAAAUUCUUCACCCUACAUAGCUGUCAUUUCUACGUACAAUUGGAAUUGAGUUUCCAUGCUCUUACUGGUUUUUGUAGUAUUUUCCGUCCAGAGAGACUUUUAUCCAAAAGGUCAAGGGGCAAAUAAGCACCAGAGUUUAACUUAACUGCCUUUUCACUCAUGUCCACUUCAUUAAAAUUAGCUUGAAUUAAAAUUCAAGACUGAAUUAAAACUGAAAAAAGUCCUUCUGCAGUACCUUGCAUGUAGAAUUUGAAAGCGUAAGUGAGCUUUUGCAUUCCAAGUAACAAGAAUAUUCGGUGAUCCCUAUUUUAAUGAUGGAGAAGCAGAGCUUCCUCACAGUUUCACAGGAGUGCUGGCAAAACCAGGGAUGGGUGUCAUCAUUUUGAUCUUUACCACAGGCAUGUAUUGCUUACGAGAUUAUAUUCUUAUGCUGGCUCUUGAGUUCUGCAUGUCUUACCGCUCAAUGCUGUUCUCAUUGCUAAGAUGAGCUGUUUUUCAGCCUACUUCAUAACCAUAUUUGCCUUAGCUCCCUCCUUUUGUUGUGUUCUUAUCGUGCAAAUGGUGUAAGUCCUCACUUUUGUGUUGCAGUAUUCCGUCUCAUUUGAGCUUUCGAUGAUUACUUGCAUUGUGCACCAGGAAAGUGUAGGCACAAGGAGCUAUGUGGUCUCCAUACUGUGGCUGCCUCCGCUUACUGACAUCUCUUGCUAGGCAGCUUUCCUGGCUGAAAACUUUCCUGACUGAAGUUUUGAUUCUCACAUAAUACACUUGUAGUUUAUUGUGCUGUCUUCUGAUUGUGAUGGAACAUGAACAACUGUAUGAAGUUCUAAAAUGGGCUUUUUCUUUUCCAUGCAAUUUUCAUUGGAUCUUUACCCAGCUGGAAUUCACUGCAACUGGUUCUUCCAACACAGACACAGGCAAGGCUUCGGGCAGUCUAGAGACCAAAUACAAGAUGAAAGAUUGUGGGCUUACAUUCACCCAGAAGUGGAACACAGAUAAUACAUUGGGAACAGAGGUUUCUGUGGAGGAUCAGUUGGCUGAAGGAUUGAAGGUGGCUCUUGAGACUACAUUUGUACCAAACACAGGGAAGAAGAGUGGAAAGUUGAAGACCUCCUACAAAAGAGAAUAUGUACAUCUAGGCUGCAACAUAGACAUUGAUCUCUCUGGACCAACCAUUUAUGGUUGGACAGUGUUGGGCUAUGAAGGCUGGCUGGCUGGCUACCAGAUGGCUUUUGAUACAGCCAAGUCAAAGCUUUCACAGAAUAACUUUGCCUUGGGAUAUAAGGCAGGAGACUUUCAGCUGCACACUAAUGUGAAUGAUGGCACUGAGUUUGGUGGGUCUAUUUAUCAGAAGGUUAAUGAUAAGAUGGAGACAUCUGUCAAUCUCGCAUGGACUGCUGGCAGUAACAACACACGUUUUGGUAUUGCUGCAAAGUACCAGCUGGAUGAGAACACUUCCUGUGUGGCUAAAGUGAACAAUGCCAGCCUCAUUGGAAUUGGUUACACCCAUGCCCUCCGACCUGGUGUAAAGCUGACCCUCUCAGGCUUGAUUGAUGCCAAGAAUUUCAGUGCUGGAGGUCACAAAAUUGGGCUGGGAUUUGAGGUGGAAGCUUAACACAGCUUUAAGAAAAAAACAACUGGUGGUGCUCUGGAAGAUGAACGAGAAGUGUACCUGGUGCAUUUCAGCCUUAAUAUUACUCUGAAAUUUGAAGAAGCGUGAACUUUCUACUCUUCCCAAGAAUGACUUAACCCGAUGCUGAAGUCCAGAGAGUGCCAGCACAACAAAGGAAGACAACUGAAGGCAUGCAUGGAAGUUGUGAUGUUUGUGCCACAUUUCAGUUUCCUGUAUUUUAAAUCUGUUCCAGAAAAAAAAAAAAAAAAAAAAAAACAACCCCA
Messenger RNA from Malurus melanocephalus (red-backed fairy wren), 2173 nucleotides. It is a transcript of the gene VDAC3, whose product is annotated as voltage dependent anion channel 3. The transcript has 7 exons. Gene Ontology annotation, cellular component: mitochondrial outer membrane. Gene Ontology annotation, biological process: monoatomic anion transmembrane transport. The record is from RefSeq and is a predicted model, not a curated record. Gene Ontology annotation, molecular function: voltage-gated monoatomic anion channel activity. Bases 1077 to 1892 code for a protein of 271 amino acids. NCBI's taxonomy places the organism in Eukaryota, Metazoa, Chordata, Aves, Passeriformes, Maluridae.